GACCGGCGAUAUCUUUAACGCAUAAAACGCGGACUGGAUUCUUUCUUCUUUUUUUUUUUUGUUCCCCCCCUUCCUCUUUAACACCGAAUAAUGUGAAGCUAAUUUAACAAGCAGCAACAGAACUGCAGUAUUGAUUACCGAGCACUUAUUAACUACACAGGGUCACAUGGAGUCUGGAGUUUAUCCAUGGGACUCGAGGCACAAGGCAGGGGACACCCUGGAUGGAGAAACUCAAACAUUUAUACACUACUAGAGUUGCUAAUCAGCCUACAGAGCAUGUUUUUGGACUGCGGAGGAAACUGAAGUACAUGGAGGAAACCACCUAUGCAGUGGGGAAACAGGUGUGAGGCGUACGUCUUAGCCAUCCCCCAAAAAGGCCAAGAAGAAGGAGUCAGCCAGCUCCAAUGUGUUCACCAUGUUUGAGCAGUCUCAGAUCCAGGAAUUCAAAGAGGCGUUCACCAUUAUGGACCAGAACAGAGACGGAUUCAUUGACAAGAAUGAUCUCAGAGACACUUUCGCCGCUGUAGGUCGUCUGAAUGUAGGGAGUGAUGAGCUUGAAGACAUGCUAAAGGAAGCCCCCGGUCCCAUCAACUUCACAGUGUUCCUCAGCAUGUUUGGCGAGAAGCUCAAAGGUACUGACCCGGAGGAGAACAUUCUGAACGCCUUCAAGAUCUUCGACCCAGAGGGAACUGGUGUACUGAAGGGAGAUGAGAUCAAGUUCUACCUGAUGUCACAAGCAGAUAAAUUUACCGAAACUGAGAUGAAUCAGAUGUUUCAGAUGUUCCCUCUGGACGUUUCUGGAAAUCUCGACUACAAGAAUCUCUGCUAUGUGAUCACACACGGAGAGGAAAAAGAGCAGGAGUGAGGAGACCAGGGACUAAAAUUUGAUUUGCCAUCACAUUCAUCAAUGUCAUUGUCAUUACGCAUUGUCAGUACCUUUCUUCCUGAUUAUGAUCCUUGAGCUUUGAAUACCAGAACAAUGUGUAUGUUGUGUUGUAACUCUGAAGAUGGAUAAAGACUUUUUGGAAUG
Molecule: messenger RNA, 1030 nt
Organism: Hemibagrus wyckioides
Lineage: Eukaryota; Metazoa; Chordata; Actinopteri; Siluriformes; Bagridae
Product: myosin regulatory light chain 2B, cardiac muscle isoform-like
Exons: 8
Coding region: 416-865 (149 amino acids)
Cellular component (GO): mitochondrion; cytoplasm
Molecular function (GO): calcium ion binding
Source: RefSeq, a predicted model, not a curated record